Messenger RNA from Brassica oleracea var. oleracea, 423 nucleotides. Its product is annotated as octapeptide-repeat protein T2-like. The coding region runs from base 1 to 423 and encodes 140 amino acids. NCBI's taxonomy places the organism in Eukaryota, Viridiplantae, Streptophyta, Magnoliopsida, Brassicales, Brassicaceae. The transcript has a single exon. The record is from RefSeq and is a predicted model, not a curated record.
AUGAGGAGACAGAGGUGGAGUCUUCAUCGUCGGGGGAAGAUCAUGAGACAGAGGCGGACUCUUCAUCAUCGGGGUAAGAUCACAAGAGAAACGGGGAGUCAUCGAGGGAGAGAAAGAGAGAAGCGGAGUCGUCAAGAGAGAGAAUCAAGGAAGGCAGAGCCGCCGAGGAAGAGAAAGAGAGAAGCGGUUGGUCGAGGUUUCACCAACACGAGGCGGAGUCGUCGAGGGAGAGAAUCGAGGAAGACGGAGCAGCCGAGGAAGAGAAAGAGAGAAGCGAAUUCGUCGACUUUAACGGAGAACGACGCGGAGUCGUUGACGAUCCAAUCGACAAACGAGUCACCGAGGGAGAGAGAGAAUCAAGUGGAGUCGGCGAGGGAGAGAAUGAGGAAAUCGAGUCGUCAAGGGAGAGAAGGACGCGUCUAA